Molecule: messenger RNA, 2193 nt
Organism: Homo sapiens (human)
Lineage: Eukaryota; Metazoa; Chordata; Mammalia; Primates; Hominidae
Gene: CPNE1
Product: copine 1
Exons: 16
Coding region: 368-1996 (542 amino acids)
Cellular component (GO): cytoplasm; nucleus; plasma membrane
Molecular function (GO): calcium-dependent phospholipid binding
Source: RefSeq, marked reviewed
GGCGAAGGCUUUGUAGAGUUCAGAAAUGAGGCUGACUAUAAGGCUGCUCUGUGUCGUCAUAAACAGUACAUGGGCAAUCGCUUUAUUCAAGUUCAUCCAAUUACUAAGAAAGGUAUGCUAGAAAAGAUAGAUAUGAUUCGAAAAAGACUGCAGAACUUCAGCUAUGACCAGAGGGAAAUGAUACUAAAUCCAGAGGGGGAUGUCAACUCUGCCAAAGUCUGUGCCCACAUAACAAAUAUUCCAUUCAGCAUUACAAAGAUGGAUGUUCUUCAGUUCCUAGAAGGAAUCCCAGUGGAUGAAAAUGCUGUACAUGUUCUUGUUGAUAACAAUGGGCAAGGUCUAGGACAGGCAUUGGUUCAGUUUAAAAAUGAAGAUGAUGCACAUGGCCCACUGCGUGACCUUGGUUCAGCUGUCCAUUUCCUGUGACCAUCUCAUUGACAAGGACAUCGGCUCCAAGUCUGACCCACUCUGCGUCCUUUUACAGGAUGUGGGAGGGGGCAGCUGGGCUGAGCUUGGCCGGACUGAACGGGUGCGGAACUGCUCAAGCCCUGAGUUCUCCAAGACUCUACAGCUUGAGUACCGCUUUGAGACAGUCCAGAAGCUACGCUUUGGAAUCUAUGACAUAGACAACAAGACGCCAGAGCUGAGGGAUGAUGACUUCCUAGGGGGUGCUGAGUGUUCCCUAGGACAGAUUGUGUCCAGCCAGGUACUGACUCUCCCCUUGAUGCUGAAGCCUGGAAAACCUGCUGGGCGGGGGACCAUCACGGUCUCAGCUCAGGAAUUAAAGGACAAUCGUGUAGUAACCAUGGAGGUAGAGGCCAGAAACCUAGAUAAGAAGGACUUCCUGGGAAAAUCAGAUCCAUUUCUGGAGUUCUUCCGCCAGGGUGAUGGGAAAUGGCACCUGGUGUACAGAUCUGAGGUCAUCAAGAACAACCUGAACCCUACAUGGAAGCGUUUCUCAGUCCCCGUUCAGCAUUUCUGUGGUGGGAACCCCAGCACACCCAUCCAGGUGCAAUGCUCCGAUUAUGACAGUGACGGGUCACAUGAUCUCAUCGGUACCUUCCACACCAGCUUGGCCCAGCUGCAGGCAGUCCCGGCUGAGUUUGAAUGCAUCCACCCUGAGAAGCAGCAGAAAAAGAAAAGCUACAAGAACUCUGGAACUAUCCGUGUCAAGAUUUGUCGGGUAGAAACAGAGUACUCCUUUCUGGACUAUGUGAUGGGAGGCUGUCAGAUCAACUUCACUGUGGGCGUGGACUUCACUGGCUCCAAUGGAGACCCCUCCUCACCUGACUCCCUACACUACCUGAGUCCAACAGGGGUCAAUGAGUACCUGAUGGCACUGUGGAGUGUGGGCAGCGUGGUUCAGGACUAUGACUCAGACAAGCUGUUCCCUGCAUUUGGAUUUGGGGCCCAGGUUCCCCCUGACUGGCAGGUCUCGCAUGAAUUUGCCUUGAAUUUCAACCCCAGUAACCCCUACUGUGCAGGCAUCCAGGGCAUUGUGGAUGCCUACCGCCAAGCCCUGCCCCAAGUUCGCCUCUAUGGCCCUACCAACUUUGCACCCAUCAUCAACCAUGUGGCCAGGUUUGCAGCCCAGGCUGCACAUCAGGGGACUGCCUCGCAAUACUUCAUGCUGUUGCUGCUGACUGAUGGUGCUGUGACGGAUGUGGAAGCCACACGUGAGGCUGUGGUGCGUGCCUCGAACCUGCCCAUGUCAGUGAUCAUUGUGGGUGUGGGUGGUGCUGACUUUGAGGCCAUGGAGCAGCUGGACGCUGAUGGUGGACCCCUGCAUACACGUUCUGGGCAGGCUGCUGCCCGCGACAUUGUGCAGUUUGUACCCUACCGCCGGUUCCAGAAUGCCCCUCGGGAGGCAUUGGCACAGACCGUGCUCGCAGAAGUGCCCACACAACUGGUCUCAUACUUCAGGGCCCAGGGUUGGGCCCCGCUCAAGCCACUUCCACCCUCAGCCAAGGAUCCUGCACAGGCCCCCCAGGCCUAGGUUCCCUUGGAGGCUGUGGCAAGUCCUCAAUCCUGUGUCCCAGAGGUCCCUCUGGGCCACAACCCAACCCUUCUCACUCUCCUCAGUGCUAGCACUUUGUAUUUUUUGAUACUUUUAUACUUGUUUCUGCUUUUGCUGCUCUUGAUCCCACCUUUGCUCCUGACAACCCUCAUUCAAUAAAGACCAGUGAAGACCAA